CCGGCUCCCUGCCUCUCAACCGCCCGCGCCUGCUGCCAGGUAGCGGCAGGGAUGGCGAGCCGCAGAGCCGGAGCGGUGACGAGAGCAGCGGCUCCGCCAUUGGGCGACGAGGCCUGAGGGACGGGCCAGGUUGGUGCACAAGGAGAGACCGAGGUGGCCCCGAGAGAGCGAAGGCAAUGGAGGCCAAUAUGCCGAAGCGGAAGGAGCCUGGCAAGUCCCUCCGCAUCAAAGUCAUCUCCAUGGGCAACGCUGAAGUGGGGAAAAGCUGUAUUAUAAAGCGAUACUGUGAGAAAAGAUUUGUGUCUAAAUACCUUGCAACUAUUGGAAUUGACUAUGGAGUUACCAAAGUACAAGUUAGAGACAGAGAGAUCAAAGUCAACAUCUUUGAUAUGGCUGGACAUCCCUUCUUCUAUGAGGUCCGUAAUGAGUUUUACAAGGACACACAGGGUGUGAUACUGGUCUAUGACGUGGGGCAGAAAGACUCCUUUGAUGCCCUGGAUGCGUGGCUGGCAGAAAUGAAGCAGGAGCUCGGGCCUCACGGGAACAUGGACAAUAUUGUAUUUGUAGUGUGUGCCAACAAGAUCGACUGCACCAAGCACCGCUGCGUAGAUGAAAGUGAGGGGCGACUCUGGGCAGAAAGCAAAGGGUUCCUGUACUUUGAAACUUCAGCACAGACUGGAGAAGGGAUCAAUGAGAUGUUCCAGACCUUUUAUGUGUCCAUAGUUGAUUUAUGUGAAAAUGGUGGAAAACGCCCUACCACAAAUAGCAGUGCUAGUUUCACCAAAGAACAAGCAGACACCAUUCGCAGAAUUCGAAAUAGUAAAGAUAGUUGGGACAUGCUGGGAGUCAAACCCGGGGCCUCCAGGGAGGAGGUCAAUAAAGCCUACCGGAAGCUCGCUGUGCUUCUUCACCCUGACAAAUGUGUAGCGCCUGGUAGUGAAGAUGCCUUCAAAACGGUGGUGAAUGCCCGGACAGCCCUCCUGAAAAACAUCAAGUAGAGGCAGAGGAAAAGACAGGCGACAAGCUGGGGCUGAAGACUUCCCCUCGAGGUGGAAGACCCAGCGUGGACUUUCCCUUCACAACAUCACUGCUCUGUUCACUUAUGGCUGUCAUCUAUAUAUCAGUAGUUCAGGUGCCUGUUGCCGUCUCGUGGGCACUUCACAGCGAGACGACCGCAUUCGCCAGAGAGCCCCGUGGCCCUGCUCACUGUGCUCCAUUUCCUGCUGCCUGGCGGCCUGAGGGGGUGCUGAAAUCUCUGGACAGAGCAUCCCUUAGGCGCUCACUUGGGAAAGUCGGCAAGGUUUCUAGAGGGAGGGAAGAGGACAGUAGGACCCUUUGCUUUUUCUUCCUCUCUUUUCUUUUUUUUCAAUUUAUCAUCAAAGAAGGAAACAAACCGAAGGAGAAAAACAAAACAAAACAAGCAAACAACAUCCAAGUCCCUGAGAGUUUACUGUGACCUUACAAGCAAGUCGCUCCUUCUACCAUGAGUUCCUUGGGGAUGUCUGGACCAUCCAGCCCUCCUUGGUGAACUCUGGGCAACCCUUUGGAAGCUUGUGAGUGAGGCAGACAGUUCUGAAUUGAGCAGCGCUUCUGCGACAUUCACUCUGUUCCCGUCUCCAGCCACCAGGGGGAGAGAGGAGCCAGUCCUAAAAGAGAACAGCAGUGGCAGCCAGAUUCUGGUACCCUGCUCAUCCUGCCCUUCCUGGAUCUCAGGCCUUCCCUGAAAAGAAAUGGUUACUAACAGCAGUAGGGAGUACUGUGCACCUGGGAGUGAGGAGU
Molecule: messenger RNA, 1779 nt
Organism: Sciurus carolinensis (gray squirrel)
Lineage: Eukaryota; Metazoa; Chordata; Mammalia; Rodentia; Sciuridae
Gene: Dnajc27
Product: DnaJ heat shock protein family (Hsp40) member C27
Exons: 7
Coding region: 177-998 (273 amino acids)
Molecular function (GO): GTPase activity; GTP binding
Source: RefSeq, a predicted model, not a curated record